CUAACAUGUUGCAGGGUAAAUAUUGAAUUUCGCUAACGUAAGCUUAACAGCCGGCUUAAUUAUUCGCUUUAUCUACACUCUUCAUUAUUUCAAACACAAUGGAAUCAACUUCAGCAGCUCCUAAACAACGCAAUAAUAAAAGGAAUAAUAAAUCUAAGGAUGAACCGGCUAAAAAACCAAAAUCUUACGAGUACGAUUCCCGAAACCUAGGUCGUCCGGUAUUUGGAGUAAUUGUUCAGUGGGACGCUAAAAAGACCUACACAAAACGCGCAUUAAAUGAGAUGUUAAAAUCUAAACUUUCUGCCGGACAAUUCGUUGUUCCUGUUCCGGUGAAACAACAUGAAAAAUCGUCGCUAAAAAGAAAACAAAUGCCUUAUUUUCGACGCACUGGUCCCAACAAAGGCAUGAUAAUGUUCAAAACAAUGGAAGAAGCAAACGAAUUUGCCAAAAGGGAAGAUCCGGAUUAUUAUUCGUUUAUACCGCUCAGUUUUGUUGUUGUUGUUGGUGUGGCCGUUAUGCCUGCUUCGCUUUUUAAUUUACCGAGUUUCAAAUCCCCCAAUAAUCCAUAUGAGAUACUGCAAUGGCGCAAGCAGAAGCUUGCUGACAAAAAAAUACGUGUUACAGUGGCUAUACGGGGUACCGUUCUACCUCCUAAGUUAACCAUUCGAGAGACUGAAGUACCGCUGGAGCCAUAUAAGCGCCAACCUGUUCACUGUAGUCGCUGUUUACGGUACGGCCACCGCAAAAAUGACUGUUUGCAAAAACCACGCUGUGGCAUGUGCAUUGAGACUAAGCCUGCGCUCAAGCACUUUGAAAAUAAAUGCCUGAUGCGGAAGCGUAAGACAUUUAAAUGCUACUAUUGUCGGGAGAAUCAUGCUACCGGAGCUCCGAAAUGCUCUGAACAUGAACAACAAUGCAAGUACAAAACACAGCUGACUGAAAAUGAUAUGGACUAUGUUACCCUUUUGGAGAAUGAAAUAAUACCUGCCAUUCAAAGCACAUCUAUCAAUUCGAGUCGGGUUUGGCUUGACUCUCUCUAAACAUCGUUUGGAAUAGCAUUGAACUGGCUUAUGUAGAUGGAAUCGUAAAUAAUCAGUUCAAUGGUUUUCUUUUUGAUUUUUGAACACAAGUAAUGCUACAACAGAGUAGUUUGUUCGCUUAUAUGGAUAUAUAUUUGACUUAAGUACAUUGUUAAUUUCUAUAAGUUUUAAUCAAUUAAAAGAUCGCCAUCUUCGAGGCAAGUAAUCAUUCUUAACCGUAAAUUAGUUUAUCAUUCAUUCC
Molecule: messenger RNA, 1281 nt
Organism: Wyeomyia smithii (pitcher-plant mosquito)
Lineage: Eukaryota; Metazoa; Arthropoda; Insecta; Diptera; Culicidae
Exons: 2
Coding region: 99-1040 (313 amino acids)
Source: RefSeq, a predicted model, not a curated record